Messenger RNA from Pomacea canaliculata, 6702 nucleotides. RefSeq names its product intraflagellar transport protein 172 homolog. Gene Ontology annotation, biological process: intraciliary transport; vesicle-mediated transport; intracellular protein transport. The record is from RefSeq and is a predicted model, not a curated record. Lineage: Eukaryota; Metazoa; Mollusca; Gastropoda; Architaenioglossa; Ampullariidae. Gene Ontology annotation, molecular function: protein binding. Gene Ontology annotation, cellular component: intraciliary transport particle B; axoneme; ciliary basal body.
CUUGAAAACGAGUCUGUUGCUAACAUUCCAUCUGAAGCGUCUGCAAGCCGAGUCACUGCUCAGUAAAGUGCUCUUUCAGAAGUUUCUGAAAGGUUGUGAUGUUAUGUAAGGGGUAAAAAUGCAGCUUAAGCACACAAAAACACUUCUGCCUCCUCAGGAGGGGGCAGCCAAAAUAUGUGCAGUUGCAUUUUCGCCCAACAAUCACAAGCUGGCAGUGUGUACUUCAGACAGAGUCGUUCUUCUGUACGAUGAACAUGGUGAAAAGAGAGACAAAUUUUCUUUGAAACCUGCAGAUGCAAAGUAUGGCAAAAAAAGCUACACUGUAAAGGGUCUUGCCUUCUCCCCAGAUUCCACAAAGAUUGCAGUGGGCCAGACAGACAAUAUCAUCUAUGUCUACAAAAUUGGGGAUGACUGGAGUGAAAAGAAGGUCAUUGUCAACAAAUUUGUACAGCAAAGUGCUGUGACAUGCUUGAUAUGGCCACCAGACCAGCCUAUUGUCUUCGGUUUGGCAGAUGGCAAGGUCAGAUCAGCCAACACCAAAACAAACAAAUCUUCAACAAUAUACAACACAGACUCUUAUGUCGUUUCAUUGGCACACAAUCCUUCUGGCAAGGGCAUCCUUUCAGGCCAUGCAGAUGGGUCCAUAAUCAGAUACUUCUUUGACGAUGAAGGUUCAGGUGAUGCACAGGGGAAGAUCUGCACUCAUCCAUCCCCUCCAUAUGCACUUGCUUAUUCUCAAACUGCCAUUUUGGCUGCUGGAUGCGACAAAAGGAUAAUUUCCUAUGGACGAGAUGGACGCAGCUUCCAACACUUUGACUACAGCCGUGAAGAUGAUGAGCAUGAGUUUACAGUGGCAGUGUGCAAUCCCAGUGGGCAGUCUGUUGUGAUUGGCAGCUUUGACAAACUGCGAUUGCUUAACUGGAGCCCAAGGCGCCAGAUGUGGGAUGAGCCCAAGGUGAAAGAGAUUUCUCACCUGUACACUGUGACAGCAUUAGCAUGGAAAAGAGAUGGCUCUAAAGUGGUGGCUGGAACAUUGUGUGGAGGUGUGGAAAUGUUUGACUGCAGCUUGAAGAAAACAAUCAUCCGAAACAAGUUUGAAGUCACCCAUGUUGGCCUCAGUCAGGCAAUUGUGAGAAACAUGUCCAACAACCAGAAGGUUUCUGUCAGGUCUCAUUAUGGCUAUGAGAUAGAUGAGGUCCGUGUCAUGGGACAUGACCGCUUUUUGGUGGUACAUACCUCAGAUACCCUUAUUCUUGGUGACUUGGAGACAGCUAAACUGACAGAGGUUCCCUGGCAUGGGUCCGGAAAUGAAAAAUUCUAUUUUGAAAAUGAAAAUGUCUGUAUGAUCUUCUGUCCUGGAGAACUCUGCCUAAUUGAAUAUGGUGCAAGUGAAGUGUUAGGCAGUGUUCGCACUGAAUUUAUGAAUCCUCACCUCAUAAGUGUGCGACUGAAUGAGAGAAAGCAGCGAGGUAUUGGAGAGAACAAGAAGAUGGCUUACUUGAUUGAUUUGAAAACAAUUGCUAUCAUGGACCUAGUGACAGGCCUUUCUAUAGCUCAAGUGGGUCAUGACUCCAAGAUCGAUUGGUUGGAGCUUAAUGAAACAGGCCACAAACUGCUUUUCAGGGACAACAAGUUCAAGCUGUACUUAUAUGACAUACAGUCACAGCAGAAAGCCAGCAUUCUGGAUUACUGUUCCUAUGUGCAGUGGGUGCCUGGUAGUGAUGUCGUUGUGGCUCAGAACCGAGGCAACCUCUGUGUGUGGUACAACAUUGCACCUGAGAAGGUCACGAUGACUCCAAUCAGGGGCAAUAUUGUGGAAGUUGGAAAGAAUGGUGGGAAAACAGAAGUGAUGGUUUCAGAGGGUCCCAGUAACGUGUCCAUCACUCUUGAUGAGGGGCUGGUAGAAUUUGGUACUGCUAUUGAUGAUGGUGACUAUGGCAGAGCUGUGAGUUUUCUGGAAACACUGGAAUCAUCACCAGAGACUGAGGCGAUGUGGAAGACGCUGAGCAAACUUUCCCUAGAGGAAAAACAACUUCACAUUGCUGAAAGAUGCUACUCAGCAUUGGGCAACAUUGCAAAAGCUCGCUACCUGAAAGAGACUGUGCGCAUUGCUGAGGAAGUCGAAAAGCAAGUUGGAGGUAAUGGUUUUGACCACUACAAAGUGCGUGCUCGCCUGGCAACAUUUGACAAGAGGUUCAAAGAUGCAGAGAGUAUUUAUCUCGAAGGAAACCAUGUGGAUGAGGCCAUAGAGAUGUACCAAGAGAUGCACAUGUGGGAUGAAGCCAUUGAAGUGGCUGAAGCUAAGAUGCAUCCAGAGCUGGAGACACUGCGCCGCAAUUACUACCAGUGGCUGAUGGAAUCUGGACAAGAGGAGGCAGCUGGAGAGGUCAAAGAAAGAGCAGGAGAGUAUUUAGCUGCCAUCAGUCUGUACAUGAAAGCAGGACUACCUGCCAGAGCUGCUCGGCUAGCUGCAAGCCGAGAGGAACUGAUGUCCAACUCGGAGCUGAUCAGCCGAAUUGCAGGUGCUUUGAUAAAAAGUGAACUUUACGAUAGGGCAGGAGAACUGUAUGAGAAGAUCAAAGACUACCAGCGGGCCAUGGACUGUUACAAAAAAGGAAAGGACUACCGCAGAGCUGUUGAUAUGGCCCGCUAUGCUUUUCCUAGUGAUGUUGUUAAACUGGAGGAAGAGUUUGGGGAUUACUUGGUGUCACAGAAACAGUUGGAUGCAGCCAUCAACCAUUACAUUGAGGCAGGUGCAACUUCAAAGGCUGUGGAGGCUGCCAUAGCAUCACGACAAUGGGCAAAGGCUGUUCAGAUUCUAGAAUUGCAAGAUUCUGACAUGGCUUCUCGCUAUUACAAGAAAAUAGGAGACCACUAUGCUUCAGUGGGAGAGUAUGAGUCUGCAGAGAAAUUCUAUGUGGAGGCAGGCUGCAUGCGUGAAGCAGUGGACAUGUAUAACAAAGCUGGCAUGUGGGAACAGGCUCAUAAGCUGGCUGCUACAUACAUGAAAGGUGAGGAUGUAUCCAGUCUAUACAUUGCCCAAGCAAGACAGUUGGAAGAGCAGGGCAAGUUCAAGGAUGCAGAAAGGCUCUAUGUGGCAGUAGAGGAGCCAGAUCUGGCUAUCACCAUGUACAAGAAGCAACGAAUGUAUAAAGAUAUGGUGCGCCUUGUCAAGACUUACCACAAAGAUCUUCUACAGGACACACACCUUCAUCUUGCCAAGGAGCUAGAGGGUGAGGGUAAUCUCCGACAGGCUGAGCAUCACUUCACGGAGGCAGGUGAAUGGAAGGCUGCGGUUAAUAUGUAUCGAUCCCAGGAUUUGUGGGAUGAAGCAUAUCGUGUAGCUAAAGCACAUGGAGGUCAGACAGCAGCUAAACAAGUGGCCUACCUGUGGGCCAAAAGUCUUGGUGGGGACUCAGCAGUCAAGCUUCUCAACAAGUUUGGGUUACUGGAUCAAGCCAUUGAUUAUGCCACUGAAAACUGUGCAUUCGAAUUUGCCUUUGAACUGGCGCGCAUUGCAAUGAAGGACAAGCUGCCAGACAUUCACCUGAAAUAUGCCAUGUUCCUGGAGGAUGAGGGCAAGUUCAGUGAGGCAGAGGCUGAGUUCAUCAAGGCCAGCAGGCCCAAGGAGGCUGUCCUCAUGUAUGUACACAAUCAAGACUGGGGUUCAGCUCAACGUGUAGCUGAGAGCCAUGACCCAGAUUCCGUGUCUGAUGUGCUGGUGGGACAGGCCCGCUAUGCUUUUGAAGAGAAAGAGUUUGCUAAAGCAGAGUCUUUCUUGUUGAGAGCUAAGCGUCCAGAACUGGCCAUCAAGUUCUACAGAGAUUCUGGCAUGUGGCAGGAUGCUUUGCGUGUGUGCAAGGAAUACUUGCCACAUAAGCUACAGCAGUUACAGGAUGAAUAUGACCAUGCAAUGACCACCAAGUCUGGCAAUGGGAAAGAUGGAAAGAUGGGGGCAGAGAGCAUGGUGAACCAGGCAAGGGAGUGGGAGGCCUCUGGGGAGUAUGCGCGGGCAGUGGAGUGCUACAUGAAAGUCACGCCAUCCAUGGUCUCUGAUCAAAAUGUUCUGGAGAAAUGCUGGAUGAAGGCUGGAGACUUAGCUAUCAAGUUCCUUGGUGCCCAGAAAGCUCAGACAGUAGUGGAGGCAGUGGGACCACGCCUUGGUGAAAUUCACAAGCACAGCUCUGCAGCUGAGCUGUAUCUAAGCCUAGAUAUGGUAAAGGAUGCAGUUGACAUGUUUAUUAGUGGAGGAGACUGGAACAAGGCAAAACGAGUGGCCAGGGAAAUGGAGCCCAAGCUUGAGCCGUAUGUGGAUGAACGCUACAAAGAAUUCUGCCGUAAUCAAGGGAAAGCUGAAGAUCUGGCCAGCGUGGAUGUGAUUGGAGCACUGGACAUGUACGCUGAGAAGGGUCAAUGGGACAGAUGCAUUCAAAUGGCAGAGCAACAGAAUUCUAAGGUGCUGCACAAGUAUGUUGCUCUGUACGCCACACACCUUAUUAAGGGAGGGAACACAGAAAGGGCUCUGGAGCUUUAUGCCAAGUAUGGAGCACCUGCACAACCUCAGAACUACAAUAUAUACAAGCGGAUCUUUACUGACAUGAUCAACAGGGGAGACCUGAAUAAACCAGAAGCCUACAAAGUUUGGGCUGACCUCAGAGACAUGUUAUUUGAUCUGUGUGAGAGCUUUGUAAAAUCUGCAGAGGUCAACAGUGCCCAGCAUGAGGAGUUUGAGACGAUGUUAUUGAUUGCUCACUAUUAUUGCACACGCAGUGCUGCUCUCACUCAGAAGUCUCUGGAGACAAUUGCUGGCAAGCUAAGUGUUUCUCUGCUGAGACACACGGACGUUGUGCCAGCUGACAAGGCCUUCUACGAAGCUGGCAUCAUAUGUAGAAACCUGGAAUGGGAGAAUAUGGCUUUUGUGUUUUUAAACAGAUAUUUGGACAUCAGUGAGGCUAUAGAAGAAGGAACUCUGGAUUUGCUGGACCACAGUGACUUUCGGGAAACAGACAUUCCCUUUGAAAUACCUCUUCCAGAGAAACCAUUUUUAACAAGUCAGCAGCAUGAGGAGAUCAAGGAGUGGGUGCUCGCUGUCUCCAUGGAUCAGAAGAUUGAACAAGUCCUUCGCAAGGAUGAACGGGGGACUUAUGAAGCUUCUCUUAUUGCUCCAGAUACCGGCAUCAGAUCACUGCCUUGCGUGAUAACAGGUUAUCCUGUUCUGCGAAACAAGAUGGAAUUUAAGAAUACCAAUAAGGUAGCCAACAAAGAUGAUUGGAACAAGUUUCUCAUGGCAACCAAGGUUUCUCACAGUCCAGAGCUUCAAGAUGUGCUGAAAUUCAUUGGCAAAUGGUGUGGCUCAACACCCAAUCCCAGUUACUCUUUUGGUGUUGAGUCUUGAAAACUUCUACUUAUAACAUUCCAGAAUUAUUAUAAUGCUCGAGAUGAUGCAGAACUCCCUACCUUCUUCUCGGGACGUUUAAUACCUUGUGCUAGAAGUUAAUAGAGGGUGUUUAAAGAUCCUUCUAUAAAUCCACAGGACAUUUGCUGCCAACAAAAAAAAAAUGCAUGUGUAAAAAAAAAAUUUCUGUAGAUACUGGUGCAAGGAUGUAUAAGAUGGAAUUACUUUGCUUCUAAGGCAUUUUUUCCACAUUCAUGUUUGGUGAGAACAUGAAAAUAGUGGUUUGUCAUUCACAAAGCAUUCAAAUAAAACAUUUGUACAUUGGUUGAUCAUACAUAUUUUAUUAAUGGCAACUAAGGCACCCUUCAAACAUAUCAUUUUAUUUAAAACUACGUCUUCAAAAAUAAUAUUAGAUGUCUUCUUCUCAGUCUGAUAUGCCAUUUGCUAAAGUCUGUAUCUAAAAUGGAUAAAUCCCAUUUAAGCAAAUUGAGUCACACAAUGUAUGUUUUUUUUAAAAAUACUUUGUCAUUAAUUCAAAUACAAAAUAAUGACAUUGCUGCAUUAAUAGCAGAACAUUUUUUUGGGAAAAGUCACAUUUGGCAUGUUUGGAGUAAUAUAUUGAACUAUAUAGGUUCAAAUUACUUUUGCUUAAUACAAAUGGUACAAAUAUUAUUGACUAAAACACGGGGUCUUUCAUGUGUAUAAGAUCUGUGAUUAUCUCAGUUUUUAAGGAGCAUAAAAACUGUAUACAUGUACUUCACUUCCAUACAUAUAGUAAUGAGCAUUUUUGAUGAAUUUCUUUGAAAAUGUUUUUACAAAACUGUGAAUUUUAUACUGUUCAAACCACAAAUGUUUAUCUCUGGACUGCUGGUUGUCUGCUAAGACCAACUCUUAGCAUCUCACGAAGUUGUAGGCUGUCAGAUCAAUGAACUAUUUAACAGUUCAAUCUGCAGAACCCCAAUAAAAUUCUCAUAGUCAACAAUAGACUUUCAAUAAAUUUGUUACUUAGUUAGUUGUUAAUUUUUUUCAUUUUUUACAAACAUCCUUGACCUCAGCUUCCCACGACUUGGAGCCAAUAAACUUUAGAUAACAGACUAUAAAACUUGAACUUUUGUACAUCCAUGAACAAGAGAGUUUGCAUUGUCUAUUCUUCUUAUUGAAGUUGAUACUUAAACUACAAGCAAAUUUGUGCUUUGGCCUUUGUUCUUUCUUAAUGCUGAAAAUUUUUUUGCAAGCAGUCUAGAGAUACAUGUCCAAUUGUCCAUGGUUCAGACUAUGUUGAUUUGAUUAAAACUACACAAGCUGUU